CAAGACUGCGCGCGAAGCAAACACGGCGAGGAUAAAGCAAGAUGGCGUCUGACGGUGAAGACGUUAUUGCAGUGUUCUUAAUCUGUGCGUCCAUGUACACAUAUAUGUCCUUUAUUACACUCUAUUCAUUAAUAACUGUUUGUAUAUUAGUCUGAGCGCACUUUGAUGCUAGCUUAGCUUAGCUUGUUAGCUGCUAACAAAGAAGUGAUGAAAACACAUCGCUAAGCAGAGAUCAAGUGUGAGUGUAAAGUGUUGUGAUUGUGUGAAAAUGUGCGAAAGAACCAUAGCAGAGUACGAGGAGGAACUUUGUCCAACAAAAGAGGAGAAGGAGCGACAACAUCAAGUUGUGUUACACACAACAGACAUCCAUCAGCUGAUUGGACACCAAGAAGAAUGUCUCCCUCAUCUGCAGGGGGACAGUUUCACUUCAGAGGAUCCACAGCCCUCACAUUUUAAAGGGGACGAGGGGGAUCCACACAUGAAAGAGGAAGAGGAGGGAGAGUGUCCUGUAGGGCAGGAGGAGGAUGAUGUCAUGACUGUUGUCUCUGUGAAGACUGAAGAGCAUGAAGACAAAGCACGUGAGUCCUCACAGCUUCAUCACAGUCCAAACGUCCAGCAGCCCCUUCACAUUAAAGAGGAAGAGGAGGAUCCACAGCCCAACCACAUUAAAAAGGAAGAGGAGGAUCCACAGCCCACCCACAUUAAAGAGGAAGAGGAUGAUCCACAGCCCACCAACAUUAAAGAGGAAGACGAGGAUCCACAGCCCACCCACAUUAAAGAGGAGGAGGAGGAUCCACAGCCCCCCCACAUGAAAGAGGAGGGAGAGUGUGUUGUAGGGCAGGAGGAGGAUGAUGUCAUGACUGUUGUCUCUGUGAAGACUGAAGAGCAUGAAGACAAAGCACGUGAGUCCUCACAGCUUCAUCACAGUCCAAACGUCCAGCGGGUGUCAGCGGGGAGUCAUGAAGAGGAGUGGCACACCAGUGUGGGACAGAAGGAGCUACAGGCCCCCUCCCACAUUAAAGAGGAGCAGCUUCAUGAUGAAGAUGAAGCUCAGUCCUUACAGCUUCAUCACAGUCAAAGUGAGGAGAACAGAGGGGCGGAGCUUGUAAGUCAACACAUCACAGAAGCUGAUGGAGAGCAUUGUGAAGAUAUGACGUCAGAACCAGACAGCAUCUUUGCUCCACUGUCAGACAUGGACCACAUGAUGUCACACUCUUCUGAUCACAGUGACCACAUCCAAAAACCUUUGGAGAGUCAAAAUGACUCUAAAGGUGAUACGAGACAUCACACUAACAACAAACACUUUGACUGCUCUCAAUGUGGGAAAUCAUUUAGACACAAGAGUCAUUUUACAGUACACAUGAGAAUACACACUGGAGAGAAACCUUUUUCUUGCUCUGUUUGUAAGAAGAGUUACUCCACAAAGUGUAACAUGACCACACACAUGAGAACACACACUGGAGAGAAACUUUUUACUUGCUCUGUUUGUAAGAAGAGUUUCUCCAGAAAGGAAUACAUGACCACACACAUGAGAACACACAAUGCAGAGAAACCUUUUACUUGCUCUGUUUGUAAGAAGAAUUUCUUCCAAAAGUGUAACAUGACCACACACAUGAGAACACACACUGGAGAGAAACUUUUUACUUGCUCUGUUUGUAAGAAGAGUUUCUCCAGAAAGGAAUACAUGACCACACACAUGAGAACACACACUGGAGAGAAACCUUUUACUUGCUCUGUUUGCAAGAAGAAUUUCUUCCAAAAGUGUAACAUGACCAGACACAUGAGAACACACACAGGAGAGAAACAUUUUGCUUGCUCAGCUUGCUCUAAAAGAUUCAACACUAAGAAUGACAUGAUAUUACACAUGAGAACACACACAGGUGAGAAACCUUUUACCUGCUCUGUUUGUAAGAAGAGUUUCUCCAGAAAGGAAAACAUGGACAGACACAUAAGAACACACACAGGAGAGAAACAUUUUGCUUGCUCAGCUUGUGCUAAAAGAUUCAACACUAAGAAUUACAUGAUAUUACACAUGAGAAGACACACAGGUGAGAAACCUUUUCCUUGCUCUGUUUGUAAGAAGAGUUUCUCUAGGAAGCAACAAAUGACCAUACACAUGAGAACACACACUGGAGAGAAACCUUUUUUGUUGCUCAGCUUGUGCUAAAAGAUUCAACACUAAGAGGGAAAUCAUAUUGCACAUAAGAACACACACAGGUGAGAAACCUUUUUUUUGCUCAGCUUGUGCUAAAAGAUUCAACACUAAGAAUGACAUGACAUUACACAUGAGAACACACACAGGUGAGAAACCUUUUACUUGCUCUGUUUGUAAGAAUAGUUUCUCCAGAAAGCAUCACAUGACCACACACAUGAGAACACACAAAGGAGAGAAACCUUUUCAUUUCUCAGCUUGUGCUAAAAGAUUCAACACUAAGAAGGAACUUAUAUUACAUAUGAGAACACACACUGGAGAGAAACCUUUUCUUGCUCUGUUUGUAAGAAGAGUUUCUCCAGAAGGGAAUGCAUGACCACACACAUGAGAACACACACUGGAGAGAAACCGUUUAGUUGCACUGUGUGUGAUAAAAGGUUCAGGUUUAAGUAUCAGGUCAGUAAACACAAGUGUGUAACAGUCAUGGAAGCUGCAGGGAUGCAAAAACACUUAAACAGUGAUUGUGCUAAAUGUAGUUUAAAGGCCUACUGAAAGCCACUACUAGCGACCACGCAGUCUGAUAGUUUAUAUAUCAAUGAUGAAAUCUUAACAUUGCAACACAUGCCAAUACGGCCGGGUUAACUUAUAAAGUGACAUUUAAAAUUUCCCGGGAAAUAUCCGGCUGAAACGUCGCGGUAUGAUGACGUAUGCGCGUGACGUAGUCAGUUAAAAAAGCUCUGUUUUCAUUUCAUAAUUCCACAGUAUUCUGGACAUCUUUUGCAAUUUGUUUAAUGAACAAUGAAGGCUGCAAAGAAGACAGUUGUAGGUGGGAUCGGUGUAUUAGCAGCGGACUACAUCAACACAACCAGGAGGACUUUGUUGGAGAGCAGACGCGCUAGCCGCCGACCUCACCUUGACUUCCUACGUCUCGGGCCGCCAAACGCAUCGGGUGAAGUCCUUCGUCCUUCCGCCGAUCGCUGGAACGCAGGUGAGCACGGGUGUUGAUGAGCAGAUGAAGGCUGGCUGGCGUAGGUGGAGAGCUAAUGUUUUUAGCAUAGCUCUGUGCGGUCCGGUUGCUAAGUAGGCUUCAAUGGCGUCGUUAGCACAGCAUUGUUGAGCUUCGCCAGCCUGGAAAGCAUUAACCGUGUAUUUACAUGUCCAAGGUUUAAUAGUAUUGUUGAUUUUCUAUCUAUCCUUCCAGUCAGGGGCUUAUUUUUUCUGUUUCUAUAUGCAGUUAAGCACGAUGCUAUCACGUUAGCUCGUAGCUAAAGUGUU
Messenger RNA from Entelurus aequoreus (snake pipefish), 3427 nucleotides. Its product is annotated as gastrula zinc finger protein XlCGF57.1-like. Gene Ontology annotation, biological process: regulation of transcription by RNA polymerase II. Bases 269 to 2167 code for a protein of 632 amino acids. The transcript has 4 exons. NCBI's taxonomy places the organism in Eukaryota, Metazoa, Chordata, Actinopteri, Syngnathiformes, Syngnathidae. Gene Ontology annotation, cellular component: nucleus. The record is from RefSeq and is a predicted model, not a curated record. Gene Ontology annotation, molecular function: RNA polymerase II cis-regulatory region sequence-specific DNA binding; DNA-binding transcription activator activity, RNA polymerase II-specific.